CUAAUACCUCAAGAGGUUAUACUGCUCUUCUAAUAAUCCAAAGUUCAGAAAAGCCGUUGGAAUUUGAGAGCCGAUUACUCACUUUAACACGCUGCAGCAAAAUGACGACUUUUACUUUUGUUUGAUUUUUUGGCUUUUUUGAAAGGACCCUCUCUGGAACAGUUUGCUGGGAUUUUAUUCGAAUCAAUGGUAUCAUGUGUUAUUUGUUUUAAUGAAGGUGCUACACUUCACAAGCCAGCAUUCUCUUUGCUUUUGGUACAUAUUUUGUCAAAUGAGAGAUGACUAAUUCAGCAGGUAAGUGUAUCAAAUUUGGUAUCAUUAAAACCAACAAAUGCAUCAGAUAAAUAUACUUUAGUAUAUUUAGUGAUCACAACUGUAUUUCCUUCAAUAUUUUCGCAGGUACUUAUGAAAUAUUCAUCAACUAGAACAAGAUAUUCCUUUUUUGCACAUUGAUGAAUUUUAAAGGAACCUGCAACAACUACAACAGGAUCUAGUGCCAUUAACAUUAAGUCACCUUGUGGAGUUGCGGUAAUACAAAGCUACAAUGGCUUUUGGUGACCUCUUAGAGCAGGUGGGUAGCACAGGACGUUUUCAGAUCCUGCAUGUGACCCUCCUCUGCAUACCUGUCCUCAUGAUGGCCAGUCACAACCUGCUGCAGAACUUUGUGGCCGCCGUGCCCCCUCAUUACUGCAGCGCGCACACAAACCUCACUCAGUCCCAGCUGAGCCUGGAGGAAGCGCUGCUAAUCACAGUGCCACUAGACCAGAAAGGGAAGCCGCAGAAGUGUCAGCGUUACGUUGCCCCUCAGUGGCACCUCCUGGAUAAGAAUGGGACCUCCAAGUCAAAAGAGCAGGGAGACACCAGCGAUGGUUUUGAUGCUGACCUGCAGGGAUGCACAGAUGGAUGGUCCUAUAACAUGACUGAGAUGAGCUCCACAAUUAUAUCUGAUUGGCAUUUGGUGUGUGAUGUGCGCUCCUUGAAGCAAAUGGGACAAACCAUCUACAUGGGAGGUGUGCUAGUGGGAGCUGUUGUCUUUGGUGGUCUUUCUGACAGAUAUGGUCGACGCAUCCUCCUGCUCAUGUCUAACCUGCUGAUGGCAGUGGCUGGGACGUGUGCUGCUUUCUCGGCCUCCUUUCCACUCUUCUGCCUGUUCCGUUUCGGUUGUGGCAUGGCUCUGUCUGGCCUGGGGCUCAACACCUUCUCACUCAUUGUGGAAUGGAUCCCCACUCGUGUGCGGACUGGUGUGGGGACUCUGACAGGUUACUGUUACACACUGGGACAGUUGAUCCUGGCAGUCAUAGCCUACUUCAUUCGGGACUGGAGGUGGUUAACUUUGACUGUGUCUUUGCCCUUCUAUGUCUUCUUCCUCUACUCAUGGUGGUUUCAUGAAUCUUCAAGAUGGUUAGCCCUGAGCAAUAAGCCUGACCAAGCCAUCGCAAACCUUAAAAGUGUGGCAAAAUUUAACGGACGCCGUGAAGAGGGAGACAAAAUCGACAUUAAAAUGCUGCAGGAGUCCAUGAAGAAAGAGAUGUCCUGUUCGCAGGGUUCCUACUCUGUCUUGGAUCUGUUCCGCACACCUACAAUGAGGAAGAUGACAGUCUGCCUCAGUGCUGUCUGGUUAUCAACGAGCUUUGCCUACUAUGGUCUUUCUAUGGAUCUUCAAAAGUUUGGGGUGAACAUCUAUUUGAUCCAAGUGAUCUUUGGAGCAGUUGAUAUCCCUGCCAAAGUUAUUGUAACCGUUUCCAUGAGUUUUAUUGGACGGCGGCCAUCACAAUGUGGUGCUCUCAUCUUCGCUGGAGUCACCGUUUUGAUCAACGUGCUGGUACCUUAUGAUAAGCAGACUUUGCGCACAUGCCUGGCUGUAGUGGGUAAAGGUUGCCUUGCUGCCUCCUUCAACUGCUGUUACCUUUACUCCGGAGAACUGUACCCAACCAUCAUUCGUCAGAAUGGCAUGGGUUGGGUAUCCAUGAUGGCUCGUGUAGGCGCCAUGGUGGCCCCUAUGGUGCUUCUCGUUGGUGACUACAUACCUUGGCUACCAGGUUUAAUUUACGGAGGAGCUCCAAUCCUCAGUGGGGUGGCUGCAAUAUUUCUCCCAGAGACACUUGGUUCACCUCUUCCUGACACAAUACAAGAUGUGGAGGACAGGGGAUCUGGGAGAGGCUCCAAAAUUCCACCAAAGGAAGCAAUAAUCUUGCAAGACACCCAGGCGAAUCUCCUGAAGCAGGCUGCCUGAGGGCAUCUGUAUUGUACUCCUGAUGUUUUUGCUGACAUGUUAAUGGAAAUAGAGUGGGUACUGCU
This is a messenger RNA of Thunnus maccoyii (southern bluefin tuna), 2298 nucleotides long. It is a transcript of the gene slc22a6l, whose product is annotated as solute carrier family 22 member 6, like. Lineage: Eukaryota; Metazoa; Chordata; Actinopteri; Scombriformes; Scombridae. Gene Ontology annotation, cellular component: membrane. Gene Ontology annotation, biological process: transmembrane transport. The transcript is spliced from 10 exons. Gene Ontology annotation, molecular function: transmembrane transporter activity. The record is from RefSeq and is a predicted model, not a curated record. Bases 545 to 2233 code for a protein of 562 amino acids.